Molecule: messenger RNA, 3249 nt
Organism: Varanus komodoensis (Komodo dragon)
Lineage: Eukaryota; Metazoa; Chordata; Lepidosauria; Squamata; Varanidae
Gene: RPS6KA4
Product: ribosomal protein S6 kinase A4
Exons: 17
Coding region: 643-2931 (762 amino acids)
Biological process (GO): protein phosphorylation; regulation of DNA-templated transcription; intracellular signal transduction
Molecular function (GO): magnesium ion binding; ATP binding; protein serine/threonine kinase activity
Source: RefSeq, a predicted model, not a curated record
UUCUAUUUUGGGUUCCUUGGAAGAAAGGUGGUAUUUUGAAAUAUGAGAGUGUGAGUUUAUUGCAGCGAUGAGACUUGCGGCCUUGAAGAUCCAUUAUCAGAUACCGUUAAAAAUUCAUGUCUUCCCCACUCAAAAGCUCGCUGUCAUUUGAAAUAGUUUCUUAAUACAGACAAAAUACGGUUUCCAACGUCAAUCUUGCGGUGUUGGGGCUUAAGUCUUUAGUUGUUCUAAUUUCGCAGUUAAGACUGGUUAAAAUUAUCUUGGUUGAUUCUUAGACCUGCACAUUUUUCACCCUGUCAAGUCAUCUUUGGCUAACAAAAAAACCUGAGGAUCAGCCAGUGGUACCCGAUUAUUUCCUUCUGGGUAUGGUUGAGGCUAAUGACUGAAUGUAGGCCAAGGUUAGGAGUUGCCCGUUCGCUCCCUUUGCGUAACUGCCCCACAACUUUCUGAUGUACAGAACCUGAAAUCCACCACCUGUUUCCCUCCCUCAGUCCCGCCUUUCCUUCAGUGCUCUUGGUUUGAAUGUCUCCGGAAUGGUCAUGCCUAGAUAUCUGUGCCCCCAUCUAAAAUGCGGAAAGUCCAGUUCAGGGCAAGCCAGGUUUUAAAGUGGCACUUUAGAGCUCUCGGUUAAGAUAGCUAAAGAUGGGACUUCCUUGUUCAGCUAACUUGACUGGUCAUGAAGAGAGAGUUGGCAUGGAAAACUUCGAACUGCUCAGAGUCCUGGGCACUGGGGCCUACGGAAAGGUGUUCCUGGUGCGCAAGCUCACCGGCCACGACGCAAACAAGCUGUACGCCAUGAAGGUGCUGCGCAAGGCCGCCAUCGUGGCCAAGGCCAAGACGACGGAGCACACGCGCACCGAGCGGGCGGUGCUGGAGCACGUGCGCCAGUCGCCCUUCCUGGUGACCCUGCACUACGCCUUUCAGACGGACUCCAAGCUCCACCUUAUCCUAGAUUACGUGAGUGGCGGGGAGCUCUUCACGCACUUGUUCCAACGGGACCAUUUCUCCGAGGACGAGGUGCGGUUUUAUAGCGGGGAGAUCAUUUUGGCGCUCGAUCACCUCCACAAGCUUGGCAUUGUUUACCGGGAUGUGAAGCUGGAGAACAUCUUGCUGGACAACGAGGGCCAUGUGGUGCUUACGGACUUUGGGCUGAGCAAGGAAUUUGUGACAGAAGACAAAGAACGGACCUUCUCCUUUUGCGGCACGAUCGAGUAUAUGGCCCCAGAGAUCGUGCGAAGCAAAAGCGGCCAUGGCAAGUCGGUAGACUGGUGGAGUUUAGGCAUCCUGACUUUCGAACUGUUGACUGGCGCCUCACCGUUCACACUGGAGGGAGAGAAGAACUCACAGGCUGAGGUGUCCAGGCGGAUCCUGAAGUGCAACCCGCCGUUCCCCUCGGUCAUCGGCCCCGUUGCCCGCGACCUGCUCCAGAAGCUGCUGUGCAAGGACCCCAAGAAGCGGCUGGGCUCGGGGCCCACGGGGGCGCAGGAGAUCAAAGCACACCCCUUCUUCAAGGGUCUGGACUGGACUGAACUCGCGGCCCGCAGGGUGAAGCCGCCCUUCAAGCCCUUCAUCCGCAGCGAGCUGGACGUGCGGAACUUUGCAGAAGAGUUCACCAGCCUGGAGCCCAUCUACUCGCCUGCGGGGACGCCGCCCAGCCUCGACCGCGUCUUCCAGGGCUAUUCCUUCAUUGCACCUUCCAUCCUCUUCAACCGUAAUGCUGUGACCGCUGACGUGCUCGGAGCUGCGCUGGACGGAGAGCGGCCCGGAAGCGCCGCCGUGGCCCGCAGCGCCAUGAUGAAGGAUUCUUCGUUCUUCCAACAGUAUGAGAUGGACUUGACGGAAUCGCCACUGGGCGAAGGCAGCUUCUCCUUGUGCCGCCGCUGCCGGCAGCGUCAGAAUGGGGCCGAGUUCGCCGUGAAGAUCAUCAGCAAAAGGAUGGAAGUGAACACACAGCGCGAAGUGGCCGCCUUGCAAAUCUGUGAAGCCCACCCGAAUAUCGUCAAGCUACACGAAGUCCAUCAAGACCAGUAUCACACGUACCUGGUGAUGGAGUUGCUCCAGGGCGGGGAGCUGCUGGACCGCAUCAAGAAGAAGCAGCACUUCAGCGAGUCGGAAGCCAGCCAGAUCAUGCGCAGCCUGGUUUCUGCCGUCAGCUUCAUGCACGACGCCGGGGUGGUGCACCGCGACCUCAAGCCCGAGAACAUCCUGUACGCGGACGAGUCGGAGGGAGCGCCUGUGAAAGUGAUCGACUUCGGCUUUGCCCGCCUGCGCCCCCAGAACUCGCAGCCCAUGCAGACGCCCUGCUUCACCCUGCAGUACGCCGCCCCCGAACUCUUGCAGGACGGGGGAUACGACGAGUCUUGCGACCUCUGGAGCCUGGGGGUGAUUUUGUACACCAUGCUAUCCGGGCAGGUCCCCUUCCACAGCAGCCAGGAGGGGAGCGCGGCAAGCCACGCAGCCGAGAUCAUGCACAAGAUCAAGGAGGGGCGUUUCUCCCUGGAGGGCGAGGCCUGGAAGAACGUGUCGGAAGAGGCCAAGGAGCUGGUCCGAGGCCUCCUCACGGUGGACCCCGCCAAGCGGCUGAAGAUGCCCAGUUUGCGCUACAGCGAGUGGCUGCAGGACGGGAGCGCCCUCUCCUCCACGCCGCUCAUGACUCCAGACAUGCUGGAAAGCUCAGGGCCCGCCGUGCGAACUGGCGUCAAUGCUGCCUUUAUGGCCUUUAACAAGGGCAAACGGGAAGGGUUUUUCCUGAAGAGUGUGGAGAACGCACCCCUCGCCAAGCGGCGCAAGCUCAAGAUGUCAAGUACCGGGGCCGAAGCGCGCCGCAGCAGCUCCUCCUCCUCUUCCUCCUCCUCGGGCUCCUCCUCAGCGGUCUCUUCCCGCCCCCACAAAGCCAAAGUCCCUGCAAUUCGCCGUGACCCCCCUUCAUAGCAGCCUGGGAAGAGGGCACGUGUGAAGGGGCGAAGGGCGUGGAUAUUUAUUGUCUAUGUUGCUGUUGGAGGAAGACGCCUCCUCCACCCCCCCCUUUUCCCCCUCCCAUGCUGUGGUAUUUUCAUCCAUGACGGGGGCUGUUUUCUUGUUAAACGUGGCCAAGUUCUGUUUGGAGAAAACACCGUGGCUCUGGGCAGAGGGUUGGUUCCAACUCCUGCAGAGCGCGGCUGUUUGCUGUGGGGAGGACGGGGCCAGCCACAAGGGCACAACCCCCGCUUUAAAAACGGCGGUUGGGGGUCUGCCAGCCUGUGGUAAGGG